This is a messenger RNA of Saccharomyces paradoxus, 1746 nucleotides long. RefSeq names its product M20 family metallopeptidase. The transcript has a single exon. NCBI's taxonomy places the organism in Eukaryota, Fungi, Ascomycota, Saccharomycetes, Saccharomycetales, Saccharomycetaceae. The coding region runs from base 1 to 1746 and encodes 581 amino acids. Gene Ontology annotation, molecular function: metallocarboxypeptidase activity. Gene Ontology annotation, cellular component: fungal-type vacuole lumen. The record is from RefSeq and is a predicted model, not a curated record.
AUGACAGAGACUCAUCAUGCCCCACUCCCAGAUGAGUAUCCUUCUUCUAGGCAGCCAACCUCCUCUACCUAUUCUAGGUAUAAAAAAUUCGUUCUGCCAUUAAUUGGUUUAUUUACGUUGGUUCUUGCGUACACCACCAACGUUGCCAAACCUGUCUCAAAUUCCACUUUUCACGUUCCUGCCUCUCCACAAUGUAAAAAACCCCAAGCAUAUCGUCCAUCGUUUAACAAGUCUGUGAAUUUGAUUCUGAACGAUAAGCAAUUUAAAAUAGACUCAAUAAAAAAGUUGUCUGGCGCGAUUCAAAUUCCUACAGAAAUUAAUGACACAAACCCGCUUCCAGAUGAUGACCUAGAGUACUAUUCAGAGUUUUUCAAACUUCACAAAUAUUUUGAAGAGACUUUUCCUCUUGUUCAUUCUCAUUUAAAGGUAGAAAAAGUCAACCAAUUGGGCCUGAUAUAUACAUGGGAAGGUACAGAUCCGAGUUUGAAACCAAUAUUAUUUAUGGCGCAUCAAGAUGUGGUGCCAGUUAAUAGGGAAAUAUGGGAUUCUUGGCAGUAUCCACCAUUCUCGGGUUACUAUGAACAAGAAACGGAUUAUGUUUGGGGUCGCGGCUCCAAUGAUUGUAAGAAUCUAAUGCUCGCUGAAUUAGAAGGUAUAGAACAACUACUUACCGAUGGUUACCGGACUAAAAGGACUGUUAUAUUAUCUAUGGGCUUUGAUGAGGAAUCGAGCGGUUUUAUGGGCGCUAAAGCCUUGGCGCCAUUUCUAUUGGAAAGGUACGGUCCGGAUAGCAUGUUUUCCAUUAUUGAUGAAGGUGCUGGGCUCUUAAGACUGGAUAAAAAUCUCUACAUUGCAGCUGCUGUAAAUGCAGAGAAGGGCUACGUCGAUGUUAGGAUUGCUGUUCAUGGCCAUGGUGGUCAUUCAUCAGUACAACCUGACCAUACUACGAUUGGUGUCGCAUCAGAGUUGAUAUUUAUGAUGGAAAAUCACCCAUUUGAGUAUGAUUUCUCACUUGAUAACCCUAUCUAUGAUGUAUUACAAUGUGCCGCUGAGCACUCAAGUUUUUUGCCACCACAUGUCAGAGAGGCAAUCUUAAAAGCGCCUGUGGAUGAAAGUAAAAGGAAGGUUUUGACGGAGUUUGCUGCAUCGCACCCUGACAUUCGUGACCUAAUAAGAACAACUAGAGCAAUUGACGUCAUCAACGGCGGUGUCAAGGCUAAUGCGUUGCCAGGAUUGACCAGCUUUAUUGUUAACCAUAGAGUGGAUAUCCAUUCAUCUGUGAACGAAACUAUAGAAAAUGAUUUGUACUGGGCCAGAGUUAUUGCUGAAAAGCAUGGCUAUGGUUUGACUUUCCAUGACGAAGUUAUCAUCCCGGAAACUAAACUUGGUCACAUUUCUUUAGCAAGUGAAAAAAUGUUAGAACCAGCCCCAGUAUCGCCAACUGCAGGGCAUGUUUGGGAAAUUUUUGCAGGUACUGUUCAAAACCUGUUUCAAAACGAAAUUCUGGCUGAGCAGAAAGAUGCUGACGUUUACGUUACGGGUGGUUUGUUUUCUGGUAAUACCGACACCAAGUAUUACUGGGGAUUAAGCAGAAACAUUUAUAGGUUCGUUGCAGGUAUCUUUCCAUUUGACCAACUAAGGACAAUACAUUCUGUUAAUGAACAUAUUUCAGCAUCUUCACACGUGUCAGCAGUCGCAUUUGUCUAUGAAUAUAUCGUGAACGUCAAUGAAUACGGCCAUGAUUAA